Molecule: messenger RNA, 943 nt
Organism: Hypomesus transpacificus
Lineage: Eukaryota; Metazoa; Chordata; Actinopteri; Osmeriformes; Osmeridae
Gene: hoxc13a
Product: homeobox C13a
Exons: 2
Coding region: 1-924 (307 amino acids)
Biological process (GO): regulation of transcription by RNA polymerase II
Molecular function (GO): DNA-binding transcription factor activity, RNA polymerase II-specific; RNA polymerase II cis-regulatory region sequence-specific DNA binding
Source: RefSeq, a predicted model, not a curated record
AUGACGACUUCGCUGGUUCUGCAUCCACGCUGGGCGGACACCUUGAUGUACGUUUAUGAAAAAAGCCCGAAUGAAAAUAACCAGAAUAAAAACCAAACAAUGGAGGGACUGAGCGGGAAUUGCCCUGCUACUCAUUGCAGGGACCUGAUGUCGCACCCCGCCUUGGGGCGACACUCUGGCACCAUAGCGACCCACCAAGGCUCUGUAUACUCGGAUAUUUCUUCCCCAGACACCGGUCGCCAGUGUCCUGCUACGCAAACUUCAUCCAGUGCUUCUCUGGGCUACGGUUAUCCAUUUGGAAACCCUUAUUACGGUUGUAGAUUAUCUCAUUCGCACAACGUGAACUUGCAGCAAAAACCCUGCUCAUACCAUCCUGCAGAGAAAUAUGCAGAGCCAAGUACAGCUUUGCCAACGGAAGAACUAUCAAGCCGGGCAAAAGAGUUUGCAUUCUAUCCCAGUUUUGCCAGUUCUUAUCAAGCUGUUCCUGGAUAUCUAGAUGUAUCGGUUGUACCCAGUAUUAGUGCCCAUCCCGAACCUCGGCACGACGCUUUGAUUCCCAUGGAAGGUUACCAGCAUUGGGCUCUGUCUAAUGGCUGGGAUGGGCAGGUGUACUGUUCCAAGGAACAAACACAGUCUUCUCAUCUAUGGAAAUCCCCAUUUCCAGAUGUAGUCCCCUUGCAACCUGAGGUCAGCAGUUAUCGUCGUGGACGCAAGAAGCGGGUUCCUUACACGAAGCUUCAGCUGAAGGAACUAGAGAAAGAGUAUGCAGCCAGCAAGUUCAUCACCAAAGACAAGAGAAGACGCAUCUCCGCCACAACCAACCUUUCUGAGCGCCAGGUUACUAUUUGGUUCCAGAACCGACGAGUGAAGGAGAAGAAAUUUGUCAGUAAAUCCAAGACUAAUAAUCACAUGCACACAACUUGAUUGAUAUCUGGCAAUCCCU